Megalopta genalis is the source of this 1868-nucleotide messenger RNA. It is a transcript of the gene Tssk, whose product is annotated as Testis-specific serine/threonine kinase. The record is from RefSeq and is a predicted model, not a curated record. NCBI's taxonomy places the organism in Eukaryota, Metazoa, Arthropoda, Insecta, Hymenoptera, Halictidae. Gene Ontology annotation, biological process: intracellular signal transduction; protein phosphorylation; microtubule cytoskeleton organization. Gene Ontology annotation, cellular component: cytoplasm. Gene Ontology annotation, molecular function: tau-protein kinase activity; ATP binding.
UGGCUGUGUUCGAAUGAAACACGGAUCUUUCUCUCUGCUCCGUUCCGUGCCAGGCACAAGCUGGUCUACGACGCUCAAAAUUCUAGUGCACGCAGCCUUCUGACAUGACAAAACGACACCCGGACAGGGGUUCGUCGACGUAACACAAUCCCGACGGAGCUGAUCGUCGGCUGCAAAGGGGGCCCUAUACGCGUGUCCGCGCGUUCGUUCCAACAAGAGUUCGGUCGAAUUUCGAGGAAGCUGCGAGCAACCGUGUGUCAAGGACCACGAGAAAAAACCACAAGUUUCGCCGUAAUCGACGAACGAGAAACAGCGUGAAAACAGAGGGAGAGAGACGACCGGAGGGAGAGCGGAGAGUAGAGGCCAGGAACGUGGGAACACGAGGAGAGACAGAGAACAAGUUCGUCUGUUAUCAGCCUCGAAAGUCCAAUGAAGAUCCUGCGGCAUGGCCACGCGACUCAGCCCCCGAAAUUCGGAGGUGAACGCUCUUGAGCAGCGGGGCUAUCUGAUUGGCAAAAAGAUCGGACAGGGCUCGUACGCGACCGUGCACCUGGCCGAAUACGUCGACGGGACGAGCUCGAAGAAAUUGCGAUUGGCGUGCAAGAUAUUCGACAAAGAGAAAGCGCCCGAGGACUUUUUGAACAAGUUUUUCCCCCGUGAACUCGAGAUCCUUACCAAGAUCGAGAAUCCCCAUCUCAUCCAAGUGCACAGUAUACUGCAACGCGGUCCCAGGGUGUUCAUCUUCAUGCGGUACGCGGACAAUGGCGACCUUCUCGACUUCGUUCUGCGAAACGGCGUGGUGCCGGAGCAACAGUCGAAGCUCUGGUUCAGGCAGAUGGCAUCCGGCCUGCAUUAUCUGCACGGGAAGAACAUCGCGCACCGUGACCUGAAAUGCGAGAACAUCCUUCUGUCGAGGAAGUUCAACGUGAAGCUGGCGGACUUCGGGUUCGCGAGAUUUUGCGUGGAUCAGGCUGGAAGGCGGGUCCUCAGCAACACGUACUGCGGCUCGGCCGCGUACGCGGCACCGGAAGUGGUCUCCGGCACGCCGUACAACCCGAAGCUGGCAGACGUCUGGUCCCUCGGGAUCAUCCUGUUCGUGAUGCUGAACGCGUCGAUGCCGUUCGACGACAAGAACCUGAAGAAGCUGCUGAAAAACCAGAUGUCCAGGAACUGGAUGUUCCGCUCGCGAAUCAGGGAGACCGUCUCUGCCCUGGCCAAGAACAUCGUCAAGCAUAUCCUCGAGCCGGAUAUCACUUUGAGGCUGACUUUGGAGAGGGUGCUGGCGCACGAGUGGGUCCGCGCCAAAAAGGAGAAGACCGGAUCGCUUUCGGGGAGGCUCGUGCACUCGGCACCGCCUAUUCAUUCGCAGAUGUGUGGGACCGGUGGCAAUUUGGUCGGAGCCGGGGCCGCAGGUGGCUGCAACGUGCCUGUAGUUCUGAGAGGUCUGUCGUCCUUCAAGAAUUCCGAGAUUCACGGCCAGGGCAGCGCUUUCAAAUCCACUGACAGUCCGAGGAAAAACGCGCAGCUGUCCGCCGUCGAGUGAAGAGAAAACCAGUCAGGACCACAAGGAUGAACCAGCAUCGUUAUUCGUGCGUCGAACGUCGACGAGGCGCCCGGAAACCGGGCGCCGCCAAAGACGACGGUGUUUAGAAUUCAUUUUAUUUUUACUUCCCUGAUUAUUGUCGAUCCUAUACAUGGUUUUUAAUAGUGCAUACUUUAAUAAAGAAUUUAUCGAUUUUAUAACCCUUUUCUCCGCAUCGCCAGUCGAAACUCGACCAUUAUCAUUUUAUAUUAAAGAUACUGAGGUAAACGAUCAGAACUUUUAGUCAAGUAAACAUUUAGCAGUAACAAUAAACGUCUCCAGAAGA